Lottia gigantea (owl limpet) is the source of this 1154-nucleotide messenger RNA. RefSeq lists its product as hypothetical. The transcript is spliced from 9 exons. The record is from RefSeq and is a predicted model, not a curated record. Gene Ontology annotation, molecular function: guanyl-nucleotide exchange factor activity. Gene Ontology annotation, cellular component: Golgi to plasma membrane transport vesicle. NCBI's taxonomy places the organism in Eukaryota, Metazoa, Mollusca, Gastropoda, Lottiidae. Bases 225 to 1154 code for a protein of 309 amino acids. Gene Ontology annotation, biological process: exocytosis.
GUAGCUGUGGACAACCAGAAGUGGUAACCUGUAAUGGUGGCAAUGACGUAGGAACUGGAAGCUCUAGUCUACCAGAUCUUUUAGAUGGAAACUAUAGAAAUACAUCUGCAUGUGAUGAGAGUACAGAUCUGGUUGACUUACGGGCAGGCCCCAAACGUCAACCCUUUCGUCAUUCUUACUCCGAUGGUGUCCCUAAUGCUCUCACCAGACGACGAAGUUUUACGAUGGCCGAGGCCAAAACUCAUGCCUUCUCCAGAUUACAACACGAAUUAACUAAUGCUCAAAAGGAAUUAAAACUUAAAGAUGAAGAGUGUGAGAAAUUAUCUAAAGUGAGAUAUCAGAUGGAAGAAGAAUUAGAAGAUUUAACAGCUAGUUUAUUUGAGGAAGCCAAUAAACAGGUUCAAGAUGCCAACCUAAAGAGAAUUCAAUCUGAAAAACUGUUAACAGAGGCUAAUCAAAAAAUUGAGGUAUUACAGGCUGAAGUAGUGGCAUUAAAACAAUUGGUAUUAACAUCGACUCCAAACUCACCUAAUAAACAUCUUCAUCCCCAGAUAGAUACUCAUACCCCUAAGAAAGAGAAGACAAGUAUUAAACCGUUCUGGAAAACCCACCGUAGAUCCACAAGUCACCACGAAUUCACCAAGGAAGCUCGACAGAAAGAGGAGGCACAGCAAGAAUCAGUCAAGUUAAAAUGUAAAGAGCUGGAUACGGCCUGUUUUGAAGAGUUUCAACAAUGGAGGAAGAGCCCUGUCCAGGACCCUAUUAACAGUCAGUUUUUUAGUCGGGUAUUUAACGAGGAUGUCAAACCCUGUCUCAAUUUUCAAAAUAACCGGUUAGCAACACGUCUGUUGGAAUGCGUGGAGAAAAAUUGUUUGACAAUUGAACCUAUCCCCGGUGAUAACUCAUACCCACGGAAAUGUUCUUUAACUGAAUCCCACAAACUAUGUAAUUAUAAAAUACGAUUGGAUACAGAAGAUACAGAAUGGUAUUCUAUAUCACAACUCUGUAGAAAUAGGAUAGCAGCCGUGUGUGAUUUUUAUACCUAUAUUAGAUAUAUACAACAAGGUCUUGUGAAGAGUGAAGAUAAAGAAGCCUUUUACGAAAUAUCCAAUCUACGACGACAGAUGGCGCUAGCUAAACUUGGAUAUACAUAA